This is a messenger RNA of Gadus macrocephalus (Pacific cod), 1979 nucleotides long. RefSeq names its product coagulation factor IXa (gene f9a). Gene Ontology annotation, biological process: proteolysis; blood coagulation. The transcript is spliced from 8 exons. Lineage: Eukaryota; Metazoa; Chordata; Actinopteri; Gadiformes; Gadidae. Gene Ontology annotation, molecular function: serine-type endopeptidase activity; calcium ion binding. Gene Ontology annotation, cellular component: extracellular region. The record is from RefSeq and is a predicted model, not a curated record. The coding region runs from base 150 to 1778 and encodes 542 amino acids.
CCUAAGUACACAAACAGAAUGUGUACAGGUUGGUGAGGCCAACCUGUAGCUUGUAAACUCGGGAAACAGCGUGGCAUUCCCUAUCGCAUACUUAAAAAGGGUUGUAUUUGGAGUGUGUCUCCAAUAGUGUAAUUAGGUGCCGGAUCUCGAUGAGUGAAUCGAUUGCCUUGGCAGACCACAGCAUGGCUCCGGUUGGACUACUUCUUUCGCUGCUAUGCAGUUUGUUGCUGUUAAAUGACAUCGGAUCUGCAGCCCCGGCUCCCCAGGCUCCGGGCCCAGGCCUGGUAUUCCUGUCGGGCCGGGCCGCCGACAGUGUCCUUCGGAGGCAGCGACGCCACAACUCGGGGAUAUUCGAGGAGUUCAUGGAAGGAGACCUGGAGAGGGAGUGUGUGGAGGAGCGAUGUGUCCUGGAGGAGGCCAGGGAGGUGUUUGAGGACGACCUCAAGACGAUGGAGUUUUGGGCUGGGUAUAUAGACGGCGACCAGUGCAGCCCGGAGCCGUGUCAGAACCUGGGUGUGUGUAAAGACCUCCUCGGCUCCUUCACCUGUACCUGCCCCCCCAACUUCACCGGCAGCCAUUGCGAGAUCGCCACACGCAAAAGGUGUGACGUAAACAACGGCGACUGCUGGCACUUCUGUGAGUCAGUGGGAGACGCUGGCACCAGAUGUUCCUGCGCCGAUGGGUUCAAGCUCUCUGAGGACGGACUGGACUGUUUACCAGAAGGCGACUACCCCUGCGGCCGGGACGCGAUGACGGUGAUCAGCGACAUGUCGAGGCGGUCUCUCUCGCUGCUGAACGCCACCCUGACGCAGAACCAGACCAACACCAACACCACCACCACCACCACCACCAACACCACAGCCAGCAGCACUGCCCCCGUCACCCCCUCCGCAGCCCCGUCUGCGUCCACAUCGCCCCCCGGGGCCGACAGCGCCCCCAUGCUGACCCGCUCCAGGAGGGGACCCGUGGCGUUCUUGGCGGACCUGGAGGAGCACGAGGACUCCAAGCGCAUCGUCGGCGGGCUGGACGUCAGCCCCGGGGAGAUCCCGUGGCAGGUGGGGUUGAUCCACCAUCCCAGCGGUCUGCUGUUCUGCGGGGGCUCCAUCCUCAGCGAGCUGUGGGUCAUCACUGCCGCCCACUGCCUGGUGGAGGGCGGCCAGGACUUCUUCGUCAGGGCAGGGGAGCACAACAUUGACAUGGAGGAGGGCAGUGAGCAGGACCUGGAGGUGCGGGAGGAGUUCUUCCACCCCCGCUACAACGCCACCGUCAGCCCGUACAACCACGACAUCGCCCUGCUCCGCCUGCAGAGCUCCAUCCGCUUCUCCGCCACGGUGGUGCCCAUCUGCCUGGGGCCCAAGGCCUUCGCGGAGACCCUGGUGAAGGACUGCUCCCCCGGCACCGUCAGCGGCUGGGGCCGCCUGCGCUUCCAGGGGGCCACCUCCUCCACCCUGAAGAAGGUGGAGCUGCCCUUCACGGAGCGGGCCGAGUGCAAGGACAGCAGCUCGUCCAGGAUCACGCGCUACAUGUUCUGCGCCGGCUACGAAGACAAGGCCAAGGACUCCUGCCAGGGCGACAGCGGCGGCCCGCACACCAACCGCUACCACGACACCUGGUUCCUGACGGGCAUCGUGAGCUGGGGCGAGGAGUGCGCCAUGAAGGGGAAGUACGGCGUGUACACGCGCGUGUCCCACUACUACCGCUGGAUACGCAGGGUCAUGAGGUCCCACACCCGCAUGCUGGACCUGGGGCCGGACGAAACGGACGAGCCGGACCCCUGACUGAACCCACCCCCCCCCCCCCCCCCGGGGUGUUUUAGGUAGCAGGCGAUAAGACUGCAGAGGAAACCCAUAGAAACAUGUCCUCGCUUAAUGCAGUUUGGCAACUGGUUUAAACAUUCAAAAGUCGUUACUUUUUAUUUUUUAUUUUGGUAGACAUACACAGCAGUUGUCAAUCAUUAAUAAAAGGGAUUGCUUACUAUA